Messenger RNA from Nanorana parkeri, 1057 nucleotides. Its product is annotated as aquaporin-2-like. Gene Ontology annotation, biological process: transmembrane transport. Bases 65 to 886 code for a protein of 273 amino acids. The transcript is spliced from 4 exons. Lineage: Eukaryota; Metazoa; Chordata; Amphibia; Anura; Dicroglossidae. Gene Ontology annotation, cellular component: plasma membrane; apical plasma membrane. The record is from RefSeq and is a predicted model, not a curated record. Gene Ontology annotation, molecular function: water channel activity.
UGCAAUGACCUAUAGCAUAGCGUAUACCAGUGCACAGCUUUACAAAUAAUAUUUUGGUAGAAACAUGCUGAGAGAUCUGUGCUCGGGUGCCUUUUCACGGGCAGUUCUAGCUGAAUUUUUAGGCACACUGUUAUUUGUGUUUUUUGGUCUUGGCAGUGCAUUACAAUGGCCCUCAGCACUGCCCACUAUACUCCAGAUCUCUCUAACCUUUGGGCUAGCUAUAGCAACGCUGGUUCAGACAAUAGGUCAUGUCAGUGGUGCUCACAUCAAUCCUGCUGUAACGUUAGGCUUUCUGGUGGGAUCGCAGAUCUCAAUCCUGAAGUGUGUCUUCUACAUCUUGGCUCAGAUGAUGGGAGCGGUGGCUGGAGCUGGCUUACUCUAUGAGUUCACCCCAUCCAAUGUACGAGGGAGCUUCGGUGUCAACUCGGUUAGUAAUAGUACCACCUCUGGUCAGGCUGUUGCUGUGGAGCUCUUCCUUACCAUGCAGCUUGUGUUGUGUGUUUUCGGAACAACAGACAUCAGAAGAACAGACAAUACGGGAUCCCCAGCCUUAUCGAUUGGUUUUUCAGUUGCAUUAGGACAUUUACUUGGGAUUUACUUCACUGGCUGUUCCAUGAACCCUGCAAGGUCUUUUGGUCCUGCUAUAAUUAUGGGAAAUUUUGACUCACAUUGGGUCUUCUGGGUAGGCCCCAUGUCCGGUGCAAUCUUUGCUGCCUUAAUUUAUAAUUAUCUUCUCAUGCCACCUGAACAAAACCUCUUAGAUAGGCUGUCCAUCCUGCAUGGUAGCUUUGAUCCAGAACAUGAGCGUGAAAGAGAGGAACACCGCAAGCACUCAGUAGAACUGAAUUCUCUGCACACAUAUUCAAGGAACAUGGAGAAAGCAUAAGGUCAGUGAUGAAGAAUCCAUAAUUACAUCAGCAAUGAAAUCAGGAAAAAUAUGGAACAUUAGCAUACUCAGCAUCUACUUCUAAUACAGGCAGCUAUGUUCUACUUCCAAUACAGGGAGCCAUGUUUUACUUCUAAUACAGGGAGCCACGUUCUGCUUCCAAACAGAAAU